Molecule: messenger RNA, 2169 nt
Organism: Saccostrea echinata
Lineage: Eukaryota; Metazoa; Mollusca; Bivalvia; Ostreida; Ostreidae
Product: G-protein coupled receptor 183-like
Exons: 2
Coding region: 910-2013 (367 amino acids)
Biological process (GO): G protein-coupled receptor signaling pathway
Cellular component (GO): plasma membrane
Molecular function (GO): G protein-coupled receptor activity
Source: RefSeq, a predicted model, not a curated record
AGGAAAAUUUGGUAUUUUCACAAAGCUUAAUUUUCGCAAACUUAAUUUCAAGGAUUUCUGCAAUUACUUGUGAUGUGUUAAAAUAUUAACUGUGAUUUUAAUUAUCAUCUAACGACACAAAAAAACUACAGUUACCUUACACACAAAGGAAGCCUAUUAUUCAAUUACCACCCAACGCUAACCCAAAGAGAUUUUAGUGACAACUAACACGGCUUAUUUAAUGAAGGAAAUUAUUUUUUUACGACCCUUCCCUACAUCGUAACUUUUUGCAAGACAUGACUCAAGUACAUAUUUUAUUGAAUCUACUCCACUUCUGACAUCAGCAGCAACUAAAAUUCCAUGUUUUACACUCCGAAAGACUGACGUAUGAGGGUAUUAAAACUGGUCUACAACUGGUGGAAACAUUUACGACAAGAAAGCAACGUUUUAUUUAUUUUUGUCGAAAAUUUAUUUCACAUGUUACAGAGGGAGUAAAAAAGAAACCUGAAAACCCAUAUAUUCUAAAAUAGUUGUAGACACAGCUUGCAGGUACAUAGGGAUCUAAUCUACAGCAUCACAAUUCAGAGAACUAUAAAAGGGAUUAAUUCAGCUUGUUUAAUUGAACUAUUGCCACUAGAUAUCCGGUGCUGGAUGCAGUAAAAAUGGAGAAAACAUCUCAAUAAAAGACACUGAAAAACUAAGGCUGGAAUAUAAAGCAGAAAAGGUCGCUAAAUUAAAGACGGGCAAUCUUCACUGAUCAGAGUGCCCUGUGGAAGAAAUGACAAUGUAGUUAUGAAAUCAAUACUAGCCAUGAUUAAUCUGUAGUCCACAAUUUGGAGAGUGAGCAUUGAAAUUCCUGUGAAAAGAAUUGGAAAAAAAAGUUCAUCUUAUAAAGAAGCUCAGAAGAAAAGAAAUUAGUUCAUUCCAAGAAUGAAGAUGACAAAUUCUUCAAAAAUGCCCAAUCUGACAUCCUCCUCUGAAGCUCAAAUGCCAUCAUCUGAACAAAAUUAUGAACCCCGGGUUUCAGGAGCGGAAUCCGAGUUGAAAUUGCUGGAACUUCUGUUUCAGGUGUAUCUUCCACCUGUUCUCAUCAUCCUAGGAACUGUUAGCAAUUGUCUGACCAUCUUCGUAAUGAAAAGGAAAAACAUCCGCCAGUGUUCCAUUAGUUUUUACAUUACAGCCUAUGCCUGUAGCUCACUGCUUAUGCUUUACCUCUUUCUGGGAACAGAGUGGAUCACUAAAAUCUUCAACCAAAAAUCUUUGGAUGAAAAAGCAGACUGGCUUUGUCGUGUAUGGCAAUUCAUCAGCAGAGUUAUCUCCUAUUCGGGAAUUUGGUUUGUGGUGGCCAUGAUGGUUGACCGCUUCGUUGUUAUAUGGCAUCCCAAACAAUUCUCUUCCCUGUGCACAAUCUUCAUGGCCAAAUUUGUAGCCAUUAUCAUUUUUGUUGGUUUAGUGGUCAUAAGCAUUCAUGCCAUGUGGACUUUUGAACUCAUGCACAACUCUGGUUGUUAUCCUUACCACCGAGAAAAUGACAUCCAUUCCUUGAUCUGGCCGUGGGUGGCCGCAAGCUUCUACUCCUAUAUUCCACUAGCACUGAUCUUCAUCUUCAAUGUGUUGAUUUUCACUGGAAUUUGCUUGAAAAGACCUUUUAAGGCUCAUCAGACACGGGAGCAUCACUCCUUGCUUUUUACAUAUACAACACUGGGCACCUCCAUGUUUUACUUUCUUCUUGUGAUGCCUGCGACCAUUAUCAAUGUUGUGGACAUGACAUACCCACCAUCAUGGCUACAUGACUAUGAACUCAUGAUACAACUGACAAAGGCCCGUUUUACUGCUCACUACAUGGCUUGGCUCAACACGACCAUCAUCUUUUUCAUGUGUUUAUUUUUCUCGCGGACAUUUCGUUUGGAAUUGUGGGAUAUGCUGUGCUCAGUUUGUUGUAGACAUCGCCGAAGAAUAUAUGAACUUCAGUCUGGGUCCCAAAGUACCCAUCUUAAUGAAACAGACUCUUGUAAUGAAACAACACCUCUUUAGCAAGUUGUAAGUAACUAAAAGGAAUCUUAAAGUAAGCUUAUGGUAAAAAUAUUUUCAAAUUAUGUGAAAGUUUACUUUUUAUAUUUUUGAGCUUUUGUUUUUGUUGAUUUAUUACCCAACUUCAUUGAUUGUUGAUGUGAAACUUACAACCAAUGA